AUGUUAGUAAAGAGAUAUCGAGUUCAACUGAACCAUCUUCUAUAGAAUGAUAAUAAAGUUUACUAUUAAAUCACAGUUACUAAAGUAAAUAAUGAAAAUCAAACCAAAACCACUAUAAAUCGAUAUUCAGAGUUAAAAAAUUUUCAUGAGCAGCUGCACAAAAAUGUCACUCUCUUAAAACUCUAGAUGCAAUUACCGCAGUUUCCAGGAAGAUGUCUCUUUAACAAAACUAAUCAGAAUGAAGAAAAAAUUGAAAAAAGGAAAUAUGAUUUAGAAUCAUAUUUCAAUGAACUUUUUAGUAUUGAUAAAAUAAUUAGUUUGACUCCAGUCUAAUAAUAUUUACCUAUUGAAAGCAUUUAAAAUGAAUAGGUGAAUAUUAGUGUAAAGAUUGAAAGCUAUGUAAUAUAUGAUGGAGUUGUUGUAUACGUACUUCGCUUCAAGAAUAAUUUCUCAAAUGAUGAAUGGAUAUACAAAAAAAGGUAUUCUGAAAUCAAAAGUAUUCAUGAUGCUCUUCUUGAUUAAGGAUUCAAAAAUAAGUUGCCAUAAUUCCCAACACGGAAAUUAUUUGGAUAAACUAAUGUAAAUCCAGAAACUAUAAUAAAGAGGAAAGGAGACUUAGAGACUUAUUUGAAUGCUCUGUUCUGUACUCAAGAGUUAUAAGAAAGUUAAAUCAUUAAAUUUCUUAUUUCAGAUUCAAAAAAAUACCAUGAAAAGAAUCUCAAACUUGAGUAAUUAAAAAAAUGUUCUACUUUAAAGUCUAAAGGGUUAGACUCAAACCAAAGAGUCGAAGAAGAUUUACAGAAAAGCAACUGAUAAAUAAUGAAAAUAAAUGAUUAAUAACUUAAGAUAAAAUUCUCAA
Messenger RNA from Paramecium tetraurelia, 859 nucleotides. RefSeq lists its product as uncharacterized. Gene Ontology annotation, cellular component: intracellular membrane-bounded organelle. The transcript is spliced from 3 exons. The record is from RefSeq and is a predicted model, not a curated record. Gene Ontology annotation, molecular function: phosphatidylinositol binding. Lineage: Eukaryota; Ciliophora; Oligohymenophorea; Peniculida; Parameciidae.